AUGUUUCUCCCCUCCGCAUCUUUGCUGCCGUUGUCCGCGGAGCCGCCUACCAAAGGCAAUUGGUGUGACACGAGCCUCAUUGGUCUGCUUAUCAAUGGGCCAAGGGAUUUUUGCGCGAACUCCAGCACGCUUAUGAAGCCACGGUGGCGUCUAGUGGGUGAGGUGUACCGUUGGAUGUCUACCUUGCAGGGGUGGGACCGCAUGCGGGAACUUCAGGCGUUGUUGCCUCCUGGUCCACACAACGCGGCGCAACGCUUUCUGUUACUAGAGCAUCUUAUAAAUGAUUUAUUGUGCGGUGAAGGUAAGGGUGCGGUGCCUGGCACCGGUGAACACGUGCGGGUGGGUAAAGUUUUUAAAUGGUAUGAGGAGGUCUGCCGCGGCGACCUCGCGCUUCGAACGCCACAGCUGCUGCUUCCUCUUGCGCGAGCCUUGUGUAGGGCCUCGCUUCUGGAUUUGUUAAGUGAACUGGUGAGGAACACAUUUUGCGAUCUUUGGAGCAGGUUUCAGGCACCGCAGCCUCCCUUAGCGUCACAGCUAUUGUUGGAGGCGUUGCUUUUUUAUUCUACGCAUCAUGGUCUGGUCACAACCCAAAUGCGGCUUGGUGGGGACGCAGAGGUCCUUGCAGAGCUCUCCCCCGCCGCCUACGAUGGGGCCAGAGGUAUGGUUACUGCCUUUGCAGAAACGUACAUUCUUGCAUUGUGGCAACACGACUGA
Molecule: messenger RNA, 714 nt
Organism: Trypanosoma rangeli
Lineage: Eukaryota; Euglenozoa; Kinetoplastea; Trypanosomatida; Trypanosomatidae
Product: putative ubiquitin-protein ligase-like
Exons: 1
Coding region: 1-714 (237 amino acids)
Source: RefSeq, a predicted model, not a curated record